GCAGAGCGAGAAGGUGGAGCUAAGUGGGAGUAAGAGUAACUUGAGAAGGCCUCCAGCUAACUUGACUUCAAGUGAUGUCGGUCCUGUGGAUGGAUUAACCAGGUGCUGGCUGAUUCUGCCCUGUGCUGCAAGUAGCUUCCUACAUUCCAACAUUCACCCAAAACCUCCAUACCAGGCACAUGGAGCUGACAGAGACCAACCGUGAUCGCUCAGGAGUGCACAAUUUGGCCUUCCAGAAUGACAGUGAUGAUGGUGUGGAUGAUACAAAUCUGAGAGGCCUUGGAGACAAUUCGCAGAGAAUCAAGAAUUCACAAAAUAAGGAAACAGUGCAUAUUAAUCAGGGGGAUGAAUACAUCAAUAUUGAGAGUGAUCUGCAUGAAAACAAACGUGCCUCCGUAGAUGAUGAACAACCACGCUUGAAAGGGCAUUUAGAAAAAAGGUAUGAUGACGUCUGUGAAUUUUGCAAGAAACAUAAAACCAGAAUUCAUUAUGUGCUCUAUGGAAUUUUAAUAACAGCAUACUUGGCAUUAGUUAUUGCAGCUUGCACUUUGAAUUUUCAGAGAGCUUUGCCACUCUUUGUCGCCACUGUCCUAGCCAUCUUCUUCAUCUGCUGGGAUUUUUUUGUAGCUAAGUUUGAAGACAGAAUUGCUGCAUUCUUUUCCCCUGGAGACCAAUAUCUGAAAAAACAGUGGUUUUGGCUGAAAUGGGUGUUGUGUGCAACUCUUCUUAUAAUGAUCAUCUGCUGGCUCAUCUUUGACACAACAAAACGAGGAUCCCGUCAGCUAAUCUCUUUUGGUGGGCUUGUGAUGUAUGUUGUCCUGAUGCUUAUCUUUUCCAAAUAUCCAACCCAAGUUGCUUGGAGACCAGUAUUUUCAGGAAUAGGAAUGCAGUUUAUACUUGGGAUUCUUAUUCUAAGGACUAAAGUGGGUUUUGAUGUAUUUAACUGGCUAGGCAUUCAGAUCCAGACUUUUCUGGAGUACUCUGAUGCAGGUGCCAAGUUUGUGUUUGGUGACAAAUACACAGAUCAUUUCUUUGCUUUUAAGGUAUUGCCAAUUGUGGUUUUCUUCAGUACGGUUAUGUCUAUGCUUUACCACGUUGGAUUCAUGCAGUGGCUUGUUGGAAAGGUUGGUUGGAUAAUGCAUGUCUUCAUGGGAACAACUCCUGUUGAGUCUCUGGUAGCUGCAGGUAACAUAUUUGUGGGACAGACAGAGUCUCCACUCCUGAUACAGCCCUACUUACCAUACAUCACGAAAUCUGAACUCCAUGCAGUCAUGACAGCAGGAUUCUCAACUAUUGCUGGAAGUGUCUUAGGAGCAUAUAUUUCUUUUGGGGUUUCCUCCUCCCACCUACUGACUGCUUCCGUCAUGUCAGCGCCAGCAUCAUUAGCUGUCUCCAAAUUAUUCUGGCCUGAAACUGAAAAGCCUAUGGUAACUCUGAGGAGUGGCAUACAAAUGGCAAAAAGUGAAUCAAAGAAUCUGCUGGAAGCAGCCAGUCAGGGUGCCUCUACCUCCAUUGGGCUGGUGGCAAACAUCGCCGUGAAUGUGAUCUCCUUCCUUGCCCUGCUGAGCUUCCUUGACUCGGCCCUUUCAUGGGUGGGCAACUUGUUUGACUAUCCACAGCUGACCUUUGAGAACAUUUGUGCUUAUGUCUUCAUGCCAUUCUCUUUCAUGAUGGGAGUAGACUGGGAAGACAGUUUUAUUGUUGGUGGACUACUAGGUUACAAAACUUUCUUCAAUGAAUUUUUGGCUUAUGAGCGCCUUUCAAAACUGAUUCAAAACCGAGAAAAGGGUGGAAGCAUGUACAUUAAUGGUGUGAAACAGUAUAUGACAGUUCGCUCUGAAGUCAUAGCCACCUAUGCUCUCUGUGGAUUUGCCAACUUCGGCUCCCUGGGACUGGUAAUAGGAGGCCUGACAAGCAUUGCUCCCUCAAAAAAGAAGGAAAUCGCUGAUGGUGCCUUCAGAGCAAUGAUUGCAGGAACGGUGGCCUGUUUCAUGACGGCCUGUGUCGCAGGAAUGCUGACUGUCCCUAGUCUGCAAGAUCCUUGCCACAUCUUAUUAGGAAACGCUUCCAAAUUCACAGAUUUCCCUGCCAACAGCACAGAGCUAGUUGAAUGCUGCCAGCAACUCUUCACCAGUGCAAAUCAUUCGGAGGAGAUCUUUCCUGGAGGAAACUACAGUCUGAAUUCCUGGAAAGUGUGUUGCCAAAUACUGGGUGAACCUGCUUUUCAUUGCACUUAGGUUAAGUUUGAAUUUUUUUUGACAGGAUUGAUCAUAAAUAAGAACUGUGUUCCUUGGAAGAAAGGGAAUAAAAAUUUUGCUUUGCCACAA
Molecule: messenger RNA, 2327 nt
Organism: Passer domesticus (house sparrow)
Lineage: Eukaryota; Metazoa; Chordata; Aves; Passeriformes; Passeridae
Gene: SLC28A3
Product: solute carrier family 28 member 3
Exons: 18
Coding region: 180-2237 (685 amino acids)
Biological process (GO): purine nucleoside transmembrane transport; pyrimidine nucleoside transport
Cellular component (GO): plasma membrane
Molecular function (GO): purine-specific nucleoside:sodium symporter activity; pyrimidine- and adenosine-specific:sodium symporter activity
Source: RefSeq, a predicted model, not a curated record